GGUAUGUCGGAGUGACCUUUACUGAGUGCUGACCGGCUUUGAUCACGUGACCUGAGAUGGCGAAACGACUCGAUGACGUCAUGUCCCGCCUGGGGACCGGCCGCUGGAACCUCCUGCACAUCAUCUCCCUCUCUUACUGCUUUUCUCUGACCACAUACCACACCCUGGGCGGCGCCUUCCUCGCUCCCCGAGUGGACUACACCUGCCGCCCGCCCGAGGGCGCCCACGACGCGACCGCCGCCCGCGCCGCCUCGACGCUGUUCAUCCCCGGCGGCGGCAACACUUCGAAGGAAGCUAAACCCGAGUGCAGUUACUUCGUUCUGAACUCGUCCUCGGGCCAGGUCGAGGAGGAGGAAUGCGCCGAGUGGGACUUCGACAACUCCACCUUCAGCUCCACCGUCGGCAGUGAGUUUCAGCUUGCCUGCGGGUGGGAGUAUCUCCGCUCGACGUACCAGAGCAUCUACAUGUUCGGCGUCACGAUCGGGGCGCCGUUUAACGGGGUUCUGGCCGACAGGUACGGGCGGAAGAUGACGGUGGGCGUGGGUUUCGUCGCCUACGCCGCCCUGGCCAUCGGCUCCUGCUGGAUCCCCAACCUCUCGGCUCUCCUGUUCUCGCGUUUCCUCAUGGGCGCCGUCCACCCCACGAUACAGAAGACGGGAUACAUUCUAGGCAUGGAGGUCGCGGAUCCCAAGUGGCGCACGCAUAUCGGCAUUGUUUUGUUCCUGCCGUGGGCGCUCGGUCUCAUUGCGUGGGGCGGCUUCGCUUAUCUCGUCCGUGAAUGGCGGAUGCUGCAGCUGACGGUGUCUUUGCUGUGCCUGGUGUUCUUGCCUACCCUAUGGUUCAUGGACGAGUCGCCUCGGUGGCUGGCCGUGCGGGGGCAGCACCGGCGCGCCCUCCGAGUGCUGCAGAGGGCUGCCAGGUGGAAUGGGGUCGCCCUCCCCCCCGAGGACGAGCUCCUGCUCCUGCUCAAAGACGGGGUCAAGGAUGAGGCAAUGGAACACCCCCCUCAAGGCGCUCACGCCCACGGCCCGAAAGGGUGGUUCGGAAGGCAUUUGGAUGAGGCAUUUAUUCUUUUCAGAACGCCCCGCCUUCGCACCAUCACCCUGAGCCUGUACUGCAACUACCUGCUGGUGGGCGCCGUGUACUUCGGCCUCUCCCUCAGCGGCGGCGACCUGAGCUCCGACCCGUUCCUGUACAUGGCGCUGACGGGGGUCGUGGAGCUGCCGGCCUACACGCUGGUCAUCCCCCUGGUGGCUCGCUACGGCAGGAGGGCCCCCGUCGUCGCCUUCUUCUUCAUGGGCGCCGUGGCUCUUCUGGCGUUGCCCUUCGUGCCUACGGGAACUGGAGAAUCGAUGACUUUAGCCCUUAUGGGGAAGAUGAGCAUCGCCUCAGCCUUCCAGAUCCUCGACUUCUAUUCCUCAGAGCUCUUUCCCACGGAGGUCAGGACGAGGGGCAUGAGUACUGCCCUUGUUAUGUCGAGGGUAGGGUCCACCUGUUCGCCUUUCAUCACGGACUACCUGGGCCCGUUGUACCCGUGGGCGCCGUCAGCUGUGUUCGGGGCGGCGUCGGUGCUGGCGGGCUUGGCUACCCUCGCCCUGCCGGAGACGUUGCGCGUGCCUCUCCCGGACACCAUCGCGCAUCUGGAGGAGAGGGAGAUCAGGACCAGCGGUCUUCUGCGACUCCCUGUUCGCGACCCGAGAAUCCCGUCCAUUUACAUCAGUCAAGUGGAUUAGGGAUUUCGCUCCAACAUGAAAGACUUUCUGAACUGCUUUGUAUGUGUAGAAUAGUUUCGAUGGCGUCUCAAAUUCAAAUUAAAAUGAUGUAGUUAUAUCAUGAUUCGCGUCAUUGAUAACAAACGACACAAUGGGUGAGUCACAAUGGAGUCUUUAUAUAUAUAUUUUUUCCGUAUAUCACUCUUAAUUACAAAUGAAUAUAUAUGUGAUUAUUAUGCGCCACAUGUCCUUUACUAAUACCUUUUGACCUGUUUUCUGAUUGCCUCACUCUGGUGCGUAAUUAGUAAUUAGCAAUUACCCCCAUUCAUUAAAAUUAUUUUGAAAGGUAGGGUAUGUAAAUAUAUAGUGAAUUGUCAGAUAAAGAAUGAUGGGUGGAAGAAAAUGCAAAUGCAAAUUUCUUUAUUCUUUCAAAAUCAUUUUCUCUCAUCUUAACAUUACGAAUCACUGUGAAUCACUUUCAACUGCAAGCAUUAAUAUCAGAUUGUCGUAUAAAAAUGUAUUAUAAUAAGAUAGUAUACAAAUAUUCUUACCAAGAAAAUAAACAUUAUGUGC
Penaeus indicus is the source of this 2285-nucleotide messenger RNA. RefSeq names its product organic cation transporter protein-like. NCBI's taxonomy places the organism in Eukaryota, Metazoa, Arthropoda, Malacostraca, Decapoda, Penaeidae. The transcript has 12 exons. The record is from RefSeq and is a predicted model, not a curated record. Gene Ontology annotation, biological process: transmembrane transport. Gene Ontology annotation, molecular function: transmembrane transporter activity. Bases 57 to 1733 code for a protein of 558 amino acids. Gene Ontology annotation, cellular component: membrane.